This is a messenger RNA of Balaenoptera ricei (Rice's whale), 1042 nucleotides long. RefSeq names its product zeta-crystallin-like. The record is from RefSeq and is a predicted model, not a curated record. NCBI's taxonomy places the organism in Eukaryota, Metazoa, Chordata, Mammalia, Artiodactyla, Balaenopteridae. Gene Ontology annotation, cellular component: cytosol. Gene Ontology annotation, molecular function: NADPH binding; zinc ion binding; quinone reductase (NADPH) activity.
GAUUUUGAUUUCCCACUCUAGAACCGGUAUCUAGGUCACCAUGGUGACUGAACAGAAGUUGAUGAGAGCUAUUAGAGUCUUUGAAUUUGGUGGACCAGAAGUGCUAAAACUCCAGUCGAAUGUUGCCAUACCAAUUCCGAAAGACCAUCAGGUUCUAAUUAAAGUCCAAGCAUGUGGUGUAAACCCAGUGGAAACAUAUAUUCACUCUGGUACUUACAGUAGAAAACCACUUCUACCCUAUACUCCUGGCUUAGAUGUCGCUGGAAUAAUAGAAGCUGUUGGAGAAAGUGUAUCUGCUUUCAAGAAAGGUGACAGAGUUUUCACUACCAGCACAAUCUCUGGGGGCUACGCAGAGUACCAGACUCUGGCAGCCGAUCACAUUGUUUACACACUGCCAGAAAAACUGGACUUUAAACAAGGAGCUGCCAUUGGGAUCCCGUAUUUUACUGCUUAUCGAGCUUUGCUUCACAGUGCCCAUGUGAAAGCUGGAGAAAGUGUUCUGGUUCAUGGGGCUAGUGGAGGGGUUGGAAUAGCAGCAUGCCAAAUUGCUAGAGCUUAUGGCUUACAGGUUUUGGGCAUAGCUGGUACUGAGGAAGGACAAAAGAUUGUUUUGCAAAAUGGAGCCCAUGAAGUGUUUAAUCACAAAGAAGCUAAUUACAUUGAUAAAAUUAAGAAAUCUGUUGGUGAAAAAGGAGUUGAUGUGAUUAUUGAAAUGCUAGCGAAUGUAAAUCUUAGCAACGAUUUGAAUCUUUUGUCACAUGGAGGACGAGUAAUAGUUGUUGGCAGCAGGGGUCCUAUUGAAAUAAACCCACAGGACACCAUGGCAAAGGAAUCUAGCAUAAUAGGAGUUGCUCUCUAUUCAUCCACCAAGGAGGAAUUUCAGCAGUUUGCAGCAGUCCUUCAAGCUGGAAUGGAAAUUGGUUGGUUGAGACCAGUAAUAGGUCCCCAGUAUCCACUGGAGAAGGUGGCCCAGGCUCAUGAAGAUAUCAUUCAUAACAGUGGGGUUACUGGAAAAAUGAUUCUUCUCUUAAAUUGAUUAAUC